Oenanthe melanoleuca is the source of this 2719-nucleotide messenger RNA. It is a transcript of the gene ASB9, whose product is annotated as ankyrin repeat and SOCS box containing 9. The transcript is spliced from 8 exons. The record is from RefSeq and is a predicted model, not a curated record. Gene Ontology annotation, molecular function: protein binding. Bases 231 to 1106 code for a protein of 291 amino acids. Lineage: Eukaryota; Metazoa; Chordata; Aves; Passeriformes; Muscicapidae. Gene Ontology annotation, biological process: positive regulation of protein catabolic process; protein ubiquitination; intracellular signal transduction.
CAGGCACAUCUCUCGCUUGGCCGGAUCGCUGCUCGCCGGGCAGGGCAGCCCGGGAGCGUUUGGUCAAAGCCCAGCCAGGGCUGGGUUCGUGCCCGGAGCUGCCGCCCGGUGCAGGCUCCGCGGGGCGAUGCCGGCGCCGGAGAGCGCUGCGGGCUCUGCGGGGACCGUGGAGUUUGAACUCUGGCAACCAGCCACAGAGUGAAAGCCAGCGGCUGGGCACACAGGCUGAGAUGGGCGAUGAGAGAACGGAUGAAAAUGCCAGCAAAUGGCAGGGAGCGGGAGGCCAGGCGCCGCCGCGGACCCCGCUGGUGAGGGACUUUGUGUCAGACUGGUCUCCUCUACAUGAAGCCUCCAUCCACGGGCGCCUGCUUUCUCUGAAGAAGCUCAUUGAGCAGGGGAAUGAUGUCAAUCUUGUAACAGCAGACCAGGUGUCUCCUCUCCAUGAAGCCUGCCUGGGGGGUCACACUGCCUGUGCCAGUGUCCUGCUAAAACAUGGUGCUCAGGUGAAUGGAGUGACUGUUGACUGGCACACACCACUGUUCAACACCUGUGUCAGUGGCAGUGUGGCUUGCCUGAAUUUGCUGCUGGAGCAUGGAGCCAGCCUACACCCAGCCUGUGACCUGGCCUCCCCCAUCCACGAAGCUGCUAAGAGAGGUCAUGUGCAAUGUGUCGAGCUCCUUGCAUCCCGUGGGGCAAAUAUAGAUCACAACAUCAAGCACCUGGGGACUCCUCUUUAUGUGGCAUGUGAGAACCAGCAGCUGAACUGUGCCAAGAAGCUGCUUGAGUCAGGAGCGAGUGUGAACAGUGGCAAGGGCUCGGACUCCCCUCUGCACACAGCUGCCAGGAGCUGCAGUGUGGAGCUGGUGAAGCUGCUGAUGGACUUUGGAGCAGAUGUUUGGGUGAAGAAUGCUGAGAACAAGAGGCCAGUGGAGCUGGUCCCACCUGGCUGCCCUGUGGGCCAGCUGUUCCUGCAGAGAGAAGGGCCACUGUCCUUGAUGCAGCUGUGCCGCCUGUGCAUCAGGAGGUGCUUUGGAUACAAGCAGCACCAAAAAAUAACUGGACUUCUCCUCCCAGAUGAGCUGAAACAUUUCCUUCUACACAUCUGAGCCUUUUCAUGCUCAAAACAGUGCCUUUAAUAACACAGCAAGAAAUGGGUCCUGCUGCCACAAACCAAAGUGCAUUUGUGACCACUCUGCUCCCUUGGGUGCUCCCCAGGGGAGAUCAGCUGCCUGGUUCAUGUGGGAGCAAGGAUGCUGAGGCUCCAGCUCUUCUUCCACUUGCCCUGUUUCCUUCUGAGCUCUAAACCAAAGUGAUCUCAUCCCUGGGAGCAGCAGCAUCCCCUCUCCCUGAGGGGCUGCUGUGUCGCCUGAGCUGAAGGUGUCUUGUCACCCCAUGCACUUCUGUGCUUUUGGAGAUCAUUUCUCACUUGGCUGUGGAGACUCCAUGAGAGUGGGCUGGGAGUGCAGAAGCUGCUGACAUCACUGACACCAGCAGUGAGAGAUACAGAGCCUUCCUCUCACAAGUGGAGAGACUGGCAGCCUUCAAAUCUAUGGAAGCUGAUUUUGGUGUUCACCAGUGUGAGCCAUCCCUGCCUGCUGUGUGCAAGUGGAAGGUUAGAGAGGGGAGAUCAAAUGCUACCUGGAUGCUGGUAUUUGAUAUAAAUCACAACUCAAAUCCUUGUCUGCACAACAUGACUGCUGGCUGUAGGUAUCCAGUGUGAUAGUUUGUCUGCUUUGUGCUGACCAAACACAGCAGAGUUCUGUGGGACACUACAUUGUAAUGGGACAGAAUUACAGAAUUACAAACACAGCUAGGUCUCUUACUCCUCUGGUGAUAGAGACACUUGGGAAUGUGUCACUUAUCUGAUCCAAUUCAUCACACACAUUUGAGCCGUGUAAAAAUUAACUGGCUGGUUUAAGAUGGACUUCUAGAUGGUUUCCCUCAUGCCCAAGAAGAAAAGUAGACAUCUGUCUUUGCAGAGCUCAAAUAAAAGCAGGUAUCUGGGAUGGGAAGAUAUAUUCUAAAAUCAGUGUCUUGGUUAAGCUGAAUCUGCAUUGGGCAGGCAAGGAAUGGACAAUGAACCUAGUGCUUAACUUUUGGACAUUAAAGUGUGAAGAAUCUCUGCUUUGGUGACAGUGGCAAACUGGAGAUACAUCUCAUUAAAUUGUAGAUGAUGAAGAACAUUUUUAUACAUGCUAAUUUUACUUUUGCCUUUAGGCAUCUUAUUUUGUAACUUCAACUGAUGAGUUUAUAAGUAAUGAUAAUACCAGGAGGAAAUUGCUCUGAGAACCAGGUGAGAGUGUUGCUUCUAGUUUGCUUUUCUUAUGAAAAUUUAAUGGUAUGACUGUUUACUUGAAUUUCUCUGUCCAAGUGUAAUUAGGAUGAAUUCUGUAUGCUCAGCUCGUAUCAUCUCAGUGUAUUUACUUAUUUAUUUUCAUAAAAAUUGUGGUCAACACUGGUGAAUUACAGCUUUAUGCAUCAACACUUAUCCAGAUAUAAACAGUAAAAGUACAAGAUGCAAACUGAAUAAGCUCAUUAUAGGUGAGGUUUGGAAUUUUUUUCUAUAUUUGAAACCAUUCAAAAUGUAAUGCAGAACUUAAAUGAUUGUCAGGAAUAUAUUUUAUCAAAUUCAUUCAUAUUUUUAUAUUAACAGUUUAAUGGUAGUUAAGCCACAAUUUUGUAGAAUAUUUUUUCAGAAAUAAAUAGUUCUUAUUCUUUU